Messenger RNA from Aspergillus wentii DTO 134E9, 675 nucleotides. Its product is annotated as putative GPI anchored protein. The record is from RefSeq and is a predicted model, not a curated record. The transcript has 2 exons. Bases 1 to 675 code for a protein of 224 amino acids. NCBI's taxonomy places the organism in Eukaryota, Fungi, Ascomycota, Eurotiomycetes, Eurotiales, Aspergillaceae.
AUGAAGCUCUAUAUCCUCUCCCUCCUCCCCCUCGUCACGGCCCACUUCGACCUCAUCUACCCCCCAAGCAGAGGCUCAGACGAGUCCAAAAUGGCCACUUUCCCCUGCGGCGAUCUCUCCCCUUCCUCCAGCCGCACCCAAGUCUCCCUCUCCAACGGUUCUUUCCCCGUCGCCUUGAAACUCGGCCACGAUGAGACCGCCCUCGAGGUUUUGUUAUCCUUGGGCAAUGACCCUGGAACUAACUUUAACAUCACACUUGUGCCUACCUUUCAGGUACUCGGGCUGGGCGCGUUUUGUCUUGGUGAUGUACCCUUUGGUGAGGGUGUGUUGGGGACAAACGUGGUCGAUGGGAUGAAUGCUACAGUGCAGGUGCAGAGCAACGCUCAUCCGGUGGGGGGGUUAUAUGCUUGCGCCGACAUCCAAUUCUCAUCAACUACACAGUCCGAACAGCCCUCGUCUUGUACUAAUAACACGGGCAUCACUGCGUCGGCGUUUUCCGGUGAUGCUGCGCAUCGGAAUGCGAAUGAAUCGACUGCUGAGGGCCAGGCGCAGAGUGGGAGUUCGAAUGCGACUACCUCGAGUACGAGUGCUAGUGCAGACGCUGCUGCUGCUUUGCAGACGGUUUCUUGGGGUGUUCUUGGGGGUAUCUUUUUGGGCGGGAUUGCUGUGAUGUAG